AUGAUGUUACCAGUUACAAGCCGCGGUGUAGUUUACAAUCAAUCGGUCGGUAUUCUUUUAUCGAAUCUUCCUUUGGCACAUUCCUUCAUACCGACUUUGGUUAAAACCGCGGAGGAUCAGUACGAGUAUCGAUUAUAUAUUGGAUAUGAUUACGGCGACUCAUGGUACGACAACAUAAGCAAUUGGCAACAUCUAUCAGAUUUUAUCAGGUUGCAAUUGAAGGCUAAUCGAUCUGGUCUUCGCGUGACUUUUCGAGGGAUUAGACUUCAUGCAAUGGAACAGCGUUUAACCCCGGUAUGGAAUACAUUAGCACAAGUCGCUCAGAAAGAUCAAUGCGACUAUUUUUAUCCAGCUAAUGAUGAUAUGCAGCUUUUAACAAAAGGUUGGACGAGUGCAGCUGUUGAGGCACUCAGAUCGUGCCCUGUUGCCAGCAACUUCGGCAUCGCUGCUUUUAAAGAUGUAGGAGUUUGUAUGGUUCCUACUUUCCACCUUGUGCAUAAAACACAUUUAGAACUGCAUGGUGGGAUAUACUAUCCUGUACCCUCACAUGGAGCUGGUCAAGAUCCAUGGAUCUUCGCCGUAUACCGUCCCUGGAAAUGUGCUUUUCAUCUAAAACAGUAUGAGAUAAAAAAUCACAUUGGUCUUGCGUCAGGUCCACGGUACAAAUACGUAGACGCGCCCCAGUUCGGCCGCUGGAUCCAGCGUGGACGACAAGAAUUAUAUAAUAGACUAUCUCUUUCCCAGUCAUUGUAUAAUCAAUCUUUUGUCAAUUCUUCGCAGCUAAAUUUCGACAUAGUCUGGGACCUACCGUGCUAA
Molecule: messenger RNA, 816 nt
Organism: Adineta ricciae
Lineage: Eukaryota; Metazoa; Rotifera; Eurotatoria; Adinetida; Adinetidae
Source: the annotation of a GenBank genome assembly